AGCCAGCGCCCCUAGAGCUGGAGAAGCGGCGGCAAGCGCGUGCCUUCUUGAGCGCAGAGUGAAGAUGGCGUUGGCAUGAGGUACAUUCAAAAACGGACGAAAUAAAUUUUUAUCUACCACAAUUUUUCCACUCUCAUAGUUCUUGUCGCAAAAUUUACUAUACGACUGGUGUUGAUUUAGAGGGCGGCUGUUGAAGGUUUUUUUUUCGAAAGAGAGCGAGAGGGGGCGGGUAUCUUCUGCGUUUACUUGCGCAGCCUCACACAGACGCUCAUGAAAUCAACACACGGACGUUUCACUUCCACAUUUAUCGGUCGUUUUCAGGAUUUUCUGGAUAAAACACAACUUAAUCGAUGUGAGGCCAUCUGACGGACACUGGCCGUUGAUAAUUCACCUGCGUUUUUCGUUUCGUUUUCCGUUUUUUCCUCACCUCAGUCGAGCGUUCGUUCGUCGGAUUCGUCAUGAAUUCCAGCCCGCUUCCCAACGGCAGAUUGCUGCCGGACAGCCAGAGCUGGAACUCCUCCGGUUCCGACGAAGAUCUGGAAGCCGAACCAGUACCCGGUCUGCACGGAGGGGUUGUGGAGUUCAGCGGGGUGCUUAGUAAGUGGACUAACUACAUUCAUGGCUGGCAGGACCGUUGGGUCGUCUUGAAGAACAACACCUUGAGUUACUACAAAUCCCAGGACGAGCGUGAAUAUGGCUGUCGUGGUUCCCUUUGCCUCAGCAAGGCUGUCAUUACACCUCACGAGUUUGAUGAAUGUCGGUUGGACAUCAGUGUCAAUGACAGUGUUUGGUAUCUCCGGGCUCAAGAUCCAGAACAUCGGAACCAGUGGAUCGACUCCAUCGAGCUUCACAGGGCUGAGUCUGGUUAUGGUUCUGAGUCCAGUUUAAGGAGACAUGGCUCAAUGCUCUCUCUCACGUCUGCCACUAGCGGUUAUUCAGCCACUUCCACUUCCUCAUUUAAGAAGGGUCACAGUCUACGAGAGAAGCUGGCAGAGAUGGAGACGUUUCGAGACAUUCUGUGCAGGCAGGUGGACACAUUGCAGAAAUACUUUGAUGGCUGUGCUGAUGCUGUGACUAAAGACGAGCUGCAGAGAGACAAGAUCGUAGAGGAUGAUGAAGAUGACUUCCCUACCACUCGCUCCGAUGGAGAAUUUCUGCAUAACAACAACGGCAGCAAAGAGAAAUUAUUCCAAAGUCUGAGUCAUAAAGGCAUUAAUGGGAUAGAUUUUAAAGGAGAGGCCAUCACAUUUAAGGCGACCACGGCGGGAAUCUUGGCCACGCUUUCUCAUUGCAUCGACCUGAUGGUAAAGAGAGAAGACAGCUGGCAGAAGAGACUGGAUAAGGAGAUGGAGAAGAGGAGGCGGGUGGAGGAAGCUUAUAAAUCAGCUCUGUCUGAGCUCAAGAAGAAGUCUCAUUUCGGUGGACCAGACUAUGAGGAGGGUCCGAACAGUCUGAUCAAUGAAGAUGAGUUCUUUGAUGCAGUGGAGGCUGCGUUGGACCGACAGGACAAGAUAGAGGAACAGUCUCAGUGUGAGAAGAGCAGGAUACAGAGGAACAGUUCGGUGUCUGCAGGAGAUGUUUACACCAGCGUGGGCACACACAGAUUCUCUGAGAAACCUUCCUCUCCUCCUCCUCCUUCUCCUUCAUCAUCUGCUGUAGUCUUCACUCCUCUCCAUGAGCACAGGUUCAGUGCUGAGGUGGAGGAGAUGGUUAAGAAUCACUUGACCUACUCACUACAGGAUGUUGGUGGAGAUGCUAACUGGCAGCUUGUGGUAGAAGAAGGAGAGAUGAAGGUGUACAGAAGAGAAGUGGAGGAGAAUGGGAUUGUGUUAGACCCUCUGAAGGCCACACAUUGUGUUAAAGGAGUCACAGGUCAUGAAGUUUGUCAUUACUUCUGGGACACAGAUGUUCGUAAUGACUGGGAGACUACUGUUGAAAACUUUAACAUCGUGGAGACGUUGUCUGAUAACGCCGUCAUCGUCUACCAGACCCACAAGAGGGUGUGGCCGGCGUCCCAGAGAGACGUUUUGUAUUUAUCCGCCAUCCGUAAGAUUUUGGCUAAUAAUGAGAACGAUCCAGACACGUGGCUCGUCUGUAACUUCUCUGUUGAUCAUGAGAAAGCACAGCCAAACAACAGAUGUGUUCGUGCUAAAAUCAACAUUGCCAUGAUCUGUCAGACCCUGGUCAGUCCACCAGAGGGCGACAAAGAGAUCAGCAGAGAUAACAUCCUGUGCAAAAUCACAUACGUUGCCAACGUAAAUCCUGGAGGCUGGGCUCCCGCUUCUGUCCUUAGAGCCGUCGCUAAAAGAGAAUAUCCCAAAUUCCUCAAACGCUUUACGUCCUACGUCCAGGAGAAGACCGCAGGAAAGGCUAUUCUCUUCUGAGUUUCUCAGUUCUGCCGUCAGUGUGCCUGCAGUCUGUGCACACUUUAAAUGCUACAGCGCCCUCUAGUGAUCAGACUGUUCAGAAGCCGCGGCGGCUCUCAUCUCUACACGCUUGAUGCAAUUCUGUAGCAUCACUUUAGACCACACCGGCAGAGGACUAGAAAUGCCAAACAUCUCAUCCAUAUUUUCUGGCAGAGAUAUAUAUUGAAAUAAGUAUAUAUGUAUGUAUGUAUGUAUGUGUGAUAGAAAGUUUAUAAAAAACAGAGAGUCGUGAAGCUAAAGAUUGCUCUAUUUUAGUUUUUUUCAUGUUGAUCAUCCAUUUCAGUUUUGCUUUAGUUUGGCUUGUAUAAUCCUCAAUCUUCGGUUCACAGACUCUCUCUGUACAUUAUUUCACAUUGAGCUUCAGUCAUAGGUGUUUAGUUUCAAUCAAAGGCAUGUUUGUAAAUGAACACGAGGGCUUUCAUCGGCCUGUGAACUUGCCUUUCAGUCAUAAUCAUUUCUUUUAUGAAGCCCAGCCUCUGGUGUUGACGAAGAGAUGACCCAAGUGUUUUUUCACUAUUUAGCCGUUCUUUUUUCCAGUUGUAUUUGUGUCUCAUUGACUGAAAGACUGUAGCACAAUUUCAAAUUGAUCGUAACGGUGUCAUGAGCACAGAUUUGUAUAUAAUUUCAGCGUUAUUGCUUGAAGUAUGUCAGAUUGUCAAUGCUUUUAUCAGACUAAUCCAACUCCAUAUGCCUUAGAAAGGGUGAGAUUGAUGUUUGCGUGUGUAUAUGUGUGUGUCCUACUUUAAAAUCUCUAGAAAAGUGCCUCGUUGAUCUGGUACACAUGAUUGGAUUUAAACUUACAGCUCUGGCAUCUUUAAUGUUUAUACGGCCAUUUCAUUUUGAUUAUUUUUCAGCUCUUAUUAUAUUAUUAUUAUUAUUUAAAUGUGAUUUUGCAAUCGGCAAGGACAGAAGGUAUCGACAGAUGAAGCGUCCCUGUCUAAUGCCAAUGUAAUAUUGACUGUACUAUACUGGACGUGGUAAAAACAUGGGGCGGGGUAGAUGAUAGCUAGUUGUACAUGGGGGAAUUAGUUAUUUAUUUUUCAUGAUCCAAAGUAAAACAAGGCACAAACUAAACAUCACAAUGUUGUAUUAUCAUAAAACAAAGACAAGAUCUGAACAGAGCUGAAAUGAGAUUUCAUUGUCAGACGGUUUGCUUUACGCCCCAUGAAAGACUGUUAAAAACUUAAGAGAGGACAUCAAGUGUAAACUGCAGCAUCUUUAUGGUGACGCUCCAAACACUCGCUGAACCCGAAUGUACGAACCCACCACCAUGAACCUGAAUGUCUUCAAUAUAUAAGACAUGCCCUGAUUUUCCCCAGCAGGGUAGAUGUUUACUAACUGAAGGGUUUUCAGCUGAUCGGAGCGAGCGUUGUGUGUGUGUGUGAGGAUGAGAUGUGCGUGCGUGUGUGAGGAUGAGAUGUGUGUUCCUCUAGUUCUAGUUUGUCAUUGUUAGCUCUGAAUGUAUGUUCAUCGGGGUUCAAAUGUUUUGUGUACAUAAAACAUCACACUAAAGAUGUCAGGAUGACAAUGUACUGUGAACUGAGGGAACACUGCCCUGAUUAGAAAGAAAUAAAAUGAUUGACAUCUUUCUGCA
Misgurnus anguillicaudatus (oriental weatherfish) is the source of this 4020-nucleotide messenger RNA. The record is from RefSeq and is a predicted model, not a curated record. Lineage: Eukaryota; Metazoa; Chordata; Actinopteri; Cypriniformes; Cobitidae.